AUGACUGGCACAGCUGAGGAGAGCUCGAUGGCCGAGUUUAUCGAUAUCCCAGACAGCUCUUACACCUCACCUGCUAUUGAUCCUAGGGGAUUCCAAGAUGUGCCGGAGGACGAUACUGACUUUCCUUCUCCUUGGUUUCCUGGGCACCAAGUCGAUAUUCCAGGAUCUCCGUCAGGAAACCCUGAGCUUGUUGCUAGUUACCCACAAGCCAACGUUCCGGCUUCUUCUGGAUGGUCCGGUCCGGGGUUAGGAUUAGGACCCGGCAAUCUUAAUCAGACGUACGAUCAACACGCUGUCCCUCAUUCCGCACAUGCUGUCCCUCAUUCCGCACAUGUCCACCCCUUUUCUUUUCACAGUUUCGUCCACGGUAACCCGGGCAUGUCCCCUGUCCUGACAUUGGGAAACCAAGGCGCUAUGCCCGUUGUGUGGCAAAAUAGCACAGUGCCUGGCGGCGGGAACGUGAACUAUAACCCAGAGCCGGUCAGUGACUUUGACCGAAGGCACUCAGCGUCUUCUCUUGAAAGCGUACAGCAUAGUUUGAUGUCCGUGCCUGGUGCCAGACAGAGCGUGUCGGAAUACUACGCGUCGGGUCAACCCCCUCAGCUCAGCGGCGAUAAAAUGCCCAUUCCUCGUUUGAAUAAGAGUGCUAGAUCCUCGCCAGAGAGGUCCCGUCGCCGUUACGUUGAACAGGCUUGUGAGAGAUGCAGGAAAAAGAAGCGUAAAUGUACGGGACAGGAAACUGGCUGCGAUAGCUGUACGGAACAGAAGCACCUUGACACGUCUCUUGAUGAGUUGACUAACCAGGCAGACACAGAUGAAGUAGGCUAUGAUUUCGGCUAUUGGAUGAGGGCGACCUGGCAGCUGGAGCGUCUUUCUUUGAUUGGGCUGCUACUUAUGGGCUUGUUGAUUCUGAGAGAAGGCGUUGGAUGGAGAGAGGGCGCUGUUCGUUGA
This is a messenger RNA of Aspergillus campestris IBT 28561, 951 nucleotides long. RefSeq names its product Zn(II)2Cys6 transcription factor domain-containing protein. Gene Ontology annotation, biological process: regulation of DNA-templated transcription. The transcript is spliced from 2 exons. The record is from RefSeq and is a predicted model, not a curated record. Lineage: Eukaryota; Fungi; Ascomycota; Eurotiomycetes; Eurotiales; Aspergillaceae. Gene Ontology annotation, molecular function: DNA-binding transcription factor activity, RNA polymerase II-specific; zinc ion binding. Bases 1 to 951 code for a protein of 316 amino acids.